AUGCGGUGGUGCAACUUCAGGAAGGCGCCCAAGGGCUGCAGCAAUGCACCCCUCACUCCAGACGAGUUCCUGGCGAUGCGGGCGGGCCUCCCAAAGAACGUGCAGGCUCUGGUCGACCUGGUGACGGAGAGCGCCCCGUGCACAUCGCGCGCUUGCCGGGCUUGCGAGCGGGUGCCAAAGCGGCCAUGGAUGGGAACAGGGCUG
This is a messenger RNA of Klebsormidium nitens, 204 nucleotides long. Lineage: Eukaryota; Viridiplantae; Streptophyta; Klebsormidiophyceae; Klebsormidiales; Klebsormidiaceae. The record is from the annotation of a GenBank genome assembly.